Molecule: messenger RNA, 772 nt
Organism: Aureobasidium pullulans EXF-150
Lineage: Eukaryota; Fungi; Ascomycota; Dothideomycetes; Dothideales; Saccotheciaceae
Exons: 1
Coding region: 239-670 (143 amino acids)
Molecular function (GO): catalytic activity
Source: RefSeq, a predicted model, not a curated record
AGACUAUGUCACUCUCCACUUGUCCCACUCACGGUCGCUGUCCGAGAACUGUUGCGAAGUACCGAUUGGCAUGAGUGCAAUGAAGUAUGUUGAUCAAGCGGCAUGCUUCCGGUGGAUAUCGGGGGCCUCUUUGAGUCGCCAUCUUAUGACCUGAUGAAUAUAUCCCACGCGGCCAGACUGCUGUUUGCAACGACUCACAAACAUCUUUUUGUAAAUCCAUACAUUUUGGACUUUCAACAUGAUUUCUUCGCAGCCUCUAACCCUCGCCAACUCUGUCCGAGAGAGGCUGCCCCGCAAUGAGGUUCCAUACACUUUGAGUGUUAAGCUCAUUCGAUCCGUCGAGCUUCCAACGACGGCAAAAACUGCUGGCUUCGAUGGCAUCCUCAUCGAUAUGGAACACUCUUCCUUUGAUCUCGACACUACUGGACAGCUAUGUACUGCAGCACUCUACGCGGGCAUUCCCCUAUUGUCCGUGCGCCUAGCAAGGAUCCUCACUAUGUCUCGAGAAUCCUCGAUGGAGGUGCCUUGGGUGUCAUCGUCCCUUUUAUUCGGAGCGUGCAAGACGCAAAGGAUGUCGUUGCAGCAGGAAAGUUUCAGCCUAUCGGAUCUCGCUCUUCGGCCAAUGGUCUUGUGUCGGCAGGUCACGGCCACCCUAAAUCGCCACUAUUAAGCUUUCAGGGUACUCGAUCUCGCCGAAACGACUAACUAAGCUGAAAGCGGUUACCUUGGCACAGCUGAGGCCGACCAUAGGAUUUCACACAUGCUCCCCUAA